Messenger RNA from Entamoeba histolytica HM-1:IMSS, 591 nucleotides. RefSeq lists its product as uncharacterized. The transcript has a single exon. The coding region runs from base 1 to 591 and encodes 196 amino acids. The record is from RefSeq and is a predicted model, not a curated record. NCBI's taxonomy places the organism in Eukaryota, Evosea, Mastigamoebida, Endamoebidae.
AUGUCUAUUGAACAACAAGUACCUGAAACUCCAAAAUAUAUUGUUAAUAAAAGAAAACUUCAAAAUUAUGAAACUAUGCAACAAGCUCUUCUUAUUGGACUUCUUAAUCCAUUUUGUCAAUUUAUUAUUAAAAAACCAAGAAAACAAACAAUUGUUAGACAUUGUAUGCCUAAAGUUAAAACUAUUAAAAUUAAUAAUGAAGAAAUUGAAGUAAUGAAAUUAGCAGAUCAUUUUUGUAGACCAUUAUAUGAAGAAGAAUGUCGUAAAGGAAUGAAUAAACAAACUGCUUUUAGAAGAUUUGAAAAGAAUAAAAAGAUUUUUGUUAUUAAUAUUCUUUAUGAUUUAUGUUUAGAAAUGGGUUAUUUCUUUGAUGCUCGUCUUUCUAGAAAAACUGAAAAAAGUCUUAGAAUUGAUAGAGUUCAAAGAGUUUAUUUACAUGGAGAAUAUAUUUUAGAUGUUGAUGAUUUAAUGAAAAAGGGACAAUUAAUAAAUGAUUAUUUGAAUAAAACAAUUGCUGAAGAGUAUCAUGCUAUUAUUAGUCUUAAUGAUACGACAAUUAGAAAUAUUUUCUGUUCUUAUAUUAGAGAAUGA